AUGGAGGAGGAGGCUGUGAGGAAGACAAAGACGCUGUGGAACACUGAGGCAGCCGUGGAGAUCCCGCAGAAUGAGGGGCUCCAAACCCAGCCCAGGGUGCUUGAGGAGGAAAGACCCACCCUGUGCCAGGAAGGUGGACAGAGAUUCAGCCACAGCUCGGAGCUGGUGGUCCAUGAGCAGCUUCACGAUGGGGAGAAGCCCUACAAGUGCUUGGAGUGUGGGAAGAGCUUCAGGCAGAGCUCUGACCUGAUCUGCCACCAGAUGAUCCACACUGGGGAAUGGGCCUACAAUUGUAGGGAAUGUGGAAAGGGCUGCAGCUGCAGCUCCGCACUCAUCAUCCACCAACGCAUCCACUCCGAGGAGAGGCCCUACGAGUGUUCUGAGUGUGGGAAGAGGUUCCAGAUCAGAUCCCUUCUCCUCCAGCACCAGCGGAUGCACACGGAUGAGAGGCCCUUCCGCUGCCCCGACUGCAGGAUGGGCUUCAAGCACAACUCCCACCUCAUCAGGCACUGGCGCAUCCACACUGAGGAGAGGCCCUACAAGUGUGGGAAAUGUGGGAUGAGCUUCGGAUCGAGCUCCAGCCUGAUUCACCACCAGAGGAUCCACACCAGAGAAUGGCCCUAUGGGUGUGGGAAAUGUGGGAUGAGCUUCAGCUGCAGCUCCGAUGUGAUCCACCACCAGAGGAUCCACAGUGGGGAAAAGCCAUACCAGUGUGGGGAAUGUGGGAUGACCUUCAGCCGGAGGGCCCACCUGAUCAUCCACCAAAUGAUCCACACUGAGGAGAGGCCCUACGAGUGUCCCGAGUGUCCGAAGAGGUUUCAGACCAGCUCCAGUCUCCUCCAGCAUCAGCGGAUUCACACAGAGGAGAGGCCCUUCCGCUGCCCCGACUGCGGGAAGGGCUUCAAGCAAAACUUCAAUCUCUGCCACAGCCUCCCCCAGAGGAUGUUCCACGAGAUCAACCUCAGAGCCUGA
Molecule: messenger RNA, 972 nt
Organism: Motacilla alba alba
Lineage: Eukaryota; Metazoa; Chordata; Aves; Passeriformes; Motacillidae
Product: zinc finger protein 239-like
Exons: 3
Coding region: 1-972 (323 amino acids)
Biological process (GO): negative regulation of transcription by RNA polymerase II
Molecular function (GO): DNA-binding transcription repressor activity, RNA polymerase II-specific
Source: RefSeq, a predicted model, not a curated record